CCCUACUUGGGUUUCAUCCUCGCUCCUCGGAGAUCUCAAUGGCGAGAUCCAACAAGUCGGGGAGGUUCGUCUUGGUUCUCUCCUCUGUCGCCCAGGGGUCGCCCUUGUCGUGGAUUCCCUCUGGGCUUACUCAAAUUCCGCAUCUUCUUCGCUCGUUUGGUCCAGAAACCUCGAUCGACCUCUUGAGAGACUUCCCGGUGCGGGCGAUCUGGCUUCCGAGUCGGCGGAUGAGGAAAAGGAUAAAAGAGUAUUAGAUUCAAAAAUGUUGAACGCAACUUUUGCUGACUUGCCAGCACCAGAGUUAGCAUGGGAAGAGAUGGCAGAGGCACCUGUUCCACGUCUAGAUGGUGCAGCUAUACAAAUUAAAAAUCUUUUAUAUGUCUUUGCUGGAUAUGGUACAAUCGACUAUGUCCAUUCUCAUGUAGAUAUAUAUAAUUUUACUGAUAAUUCAUGGGGAGGAAGAUUUGACAUAUCCAAAGAAAUGGCUCAUUCUCAUCUAGGAAUGGCAACGGAUGGGAGAUACAUCUAUGUUGUGACUGGACAAUAUGGUCCUCAAUGUAGAGGUCCUACUGCUCGUAAUUUUGUGCUGGAUACAGAGAAAAAAGAGUGGCAUGAUCUGCCACCCUUGCUAGUACCUAGGUAUGCUCCAGCUACCCAUCUCUGGAGAGGCAGACUCCAUGUCAUGGGUGGAAGCAAGGAGGAUCAUCACGAACCUGGAUUAGAACACUGGAGUCUUGUUGUGAAAGAUGGGAGGACCUUGGAGAAAGAAUGGCGGGGUGAAAUCCCUAUACCUUGUGGUGGUCCCCACAGGGCUUGUGUUGUUGCCAAUGAUCAGCUUAUUGUCAUUGGUGGUCAAGAGGGUGAUUUUAUGGCCAAACCUGGAUCACCAAUUUUCAAGUGUGUCCGAAGAAGUGAGGUUGUGUACAGCGAUGUCUACAUGCUUGAUAAUGUAAUGAAAUGGAAGGAACUUCUGCCCAUGCCGAAACCAGAUUCUCAUAUAGAAUUUGCAUGGGUUAACAUUAACAGUUCAAUUAUAAUUGUUGGAGGCACAACAGAAAAGUAUCCUAUAACCAAAAAGAUGGUGCCAGUUGGAGAAGUGUUUCAGUUCAAUUUGGAUAAAUUGGAAUGGUCAGUGUUGGGAAGGAUGCCUUUCCGCAUCAAGACCACCUUGGUCGGCUACUGGAAUGGCUAGCUUUAUUUCACAUCUGGCCAGCGAGACAAGGGUCCAAAUAAUCCUGCUCCCAAAAAGGUUGUUGGGUGCAUGUGGAGAACUAAACUGCAUCUAUAGCUUCUCUCGGUUCUGAUAGCAGAUGAGAUUUUCUUUUUGAUGUUCAGGCCGUGUAGGUUAACCUUCUGAUCAUUCUUGGCUCAAAUAUAGGAUCUAUUUAUGUGUUAGAUCAACCUUCUGAUUAUUCUUUGGUUGGUUUCUUUUGUUUUGAGAAGCGAUCAGAAUGCUCGUCAUUCGACUCUGAUCAAUUUCGGAUGUGGUUUAGUGGAUGUAUUCAUUUGCAAGUCACAAAAGAUUCAAACGUUUGGCUGAUGGUUUAGUCCAGAAUCAACGAUUAUGCUCA
Molecule: messenger RNA, 1571 nt
Organism: Zingiber officinale
Lineage: Eukaryota; Viridiplantae; Streptophyta; Magnoliopsida; Zingiberales; Zingiberaceae
Product: kelch repeat-containing protein At3g27220-like
Exons: 7
Coding region: 263-1192 (309 amino acids)
Molecular function (GO): protein binding
Source: RefSeq, a predicted model, not a curated record